AGUACAUCACCUCCAAUUUCUUCCCUUGCCAGUGAGGAGAUACCACCAAUCGUAAAAUCGAGCCAGCAAUGGGCAGCCCAGGGGAAGACGCGUUCAGCGUUCAUAGCGGAGGGUAACUCCGCACAGGUAACCGGACGCUUCACGUUAUGUUACCGUAACAACUGACGCCGUCGUUCCCCUCCUCCCCGUCCUGUCCUGUCCUAUAUUAUCCUGUCUCGACCCCUCAGUUCACUUCCACCCUUCAAACAGCCGCCCGGACUUCAUUAUCAGCUUUGUUUUCUUUAUCAACUUUCAGGGCUCUGCUCUGUCGAGAAUCAUCUCGUUUCCUUCUUUCGUUGCCGUCUACGCCGGGUUUCGCGGCCUGCUGUGCCAGCCGAGGGGAUAUCACCGAACGAAAGAUACGUCUACAAUUACCGGCUCUUCUAGAAGAACGCCUCGAGAUAUCGUCAGGUUUCUCUACUCCUCUCUUCGCCGAUGGACGGAGACGGCUCAGCACUGCGGUCCCUCCCUCCCGAGGCUAUCGAGUUCGCCGGCCGGAUGUACAACGCAGCCCGGGCCGGAGACCGAGACAUAUUCGAACAGGCACUACCCGCCGGCCUUCCCGCCAACCUAACCAACGAGAAAGGCGACACCCUACUGAUGCUUGCCGCUUACCACGGGCAUGCCGACCUUGUCAAGCUGCUCAUCCAGCAUGGGGCAGACCCCAACCGUGUCAACGACAAGGGGCAGAGUCCCUUGGCUGGCGCCGUUUUCAAGAACGAGGAUGAGGUGGUCGAGGCGCUGUUAGCAGGGGGCGCGGACCCCGAGUACGGCUCGCCCUCUGCGCUCAAUUGCUUAGCUAUUUUCAAGCAGGAGGAGAAAUGGGGAGCCAAGUUUGCCGCAGCCCCUGGGAAGGGCCAGGGCGGGAAGCCGGCAUCCAGGUAGGGAAUCUUUGGCGAUUGACGCUCGGGUUUCCUCGUCUACGCAGUUUAAUGUUGCAAUUCGGACCCGACACUAGACACUACGUUGCUACAGGCGAUAUUAGAGUCAAAAUUCACAAUGCCGACUCUCAUGUCUACACGGAUGAGGGACAUGAACAGGUUCAGAGACUGAAACUUGGGCCCGUGCUAUUACGGAUAAUAACCUUGAACGAGAUUAAAAUCUAACUUGGCCUGGUCAACUACGAUCUCGCGUUAAUUAUGCAAUGCCUGUUUAUCAUACGUAAGUAGCUUAUGUGUGAGUUUCUCAAAGGAGCUUAUAGUAGGUAUAAACAACGAAGACCGGAUAGGCAAUCCUUC
Molecule: messenger RNA, 1277 nt
Organism: Durotheca rogersii
Lineage: Eukaryota; Fungi; Ascomycota; Sordariomycetes; Xylariales; Xylariaceae
Product: ankyrin
Exons: 4
Coding region: 475-924 (149 amino acids)
Molecular function (GO): protein binding
Source: RefSeq, a predicted model, not a curated record